Molecule: messenger RNA, 822 nt
Organism: Coprinopsis cinerea okayama7#130
Lineage: Eukaryota; Fungi; Basidiomycota; Agaricomycetes; Agaricales; Psathyrellaceae
Exons: 6
Coding region: 1-822 (273 amino acids)
Biological process (GO): double-strand break repair via homologous recombination; mitotic DNA replication checkpoint signaling; mitotic intra-S DNA damage checkpoint signaling
Cellular component (GO): nucleolus; checkpoint clamp complex; site of double-strand break
Source: RefSeq, a predicted model, not a curated record
AUGCAUAUCAUCUGUAACAGCGAUACGAACGAGGGCGGGAUUCAAGUUUGGUCUCAAAUAAAAGUCCCCUCCCUCUUCACAAACUACCGCAUCCAAUCAAACGCCAACAACGAAAUUACGAUGGUCCUCUCCUCCGAGGCUCUAGCCGGCGCACUACGUUCUGCAGCUGCGAAUCCUUCGUCGGCGUUGAGUGCGGGUGGGACGAGUAACGGGGCUGCUACAAGCACGUCCUCCUUCGAAACCGAAGAAGUCGUCAUGAAACUAGUCAAAAAAAACGACAUGGGUAUGCUCUCCUUCGACAUCCACGGCGUCACGCGCGUAGGGCGCGUCGUCAAAGUGACACACGACGUCCGGGUGGACGUGAUGAAACCGACUGAAGUUGCAAAGUUGAAUGAGCCGAUGUGUCCUGAACCUGAUAUGACAGUCCUCCUCCCACCCCUCCACAAAAUCCGAACAAUCGUCGAACGACUGCGGCCCAUGUCCAACAUCCUCGCCGUACGCGGAAACAACGCCGGAUGCCUGCAACUAUCAAUCAACACCGAGGGCGUAAAAGUGGAUACUGAAUGGAGAGGAUGUACGAAUCCUAAAACUCAAGACAUGAACGAAGACGACGAGGAAGAGAAGGACCCAGAGCAGAUGCAUUCGGUGCUCAUCAGUAUACGGAGUUUCCUCAAAUUCUUGAACGUUCAUUCGGUUUCGUCGACGACGAUAGCGUGCGUAUGCCACCACCAUUGCCUCAUCCUCUACGUCUACAUCGGCGAAGUAGCAGACGCAGGUGGCGUACUCACGUUCUACAUCCCGGCUAUAAUCGAUGAUGAGUGA